UUUAGCGACGGAUGGCAAAUCCGGUCGGCGGCAGGUGACCGAGGCAGAAGCGUUGCGCGCGAUGCAGAGACUGUGUUCUCGUAUAGCGUCCCAGAAGAUGCUCGUCAUCUCCUCCCUCGAGAACGACUGCUCCAAGGAGGAGCUCAACCGGCAGAUAGCGGUGCUCCAAGACCUGCAAAAGAAGUACGUCCGUCUAGAGAUGGCUUUACAAUACUCGUUCUUCGACAACGGCAAGAGCAACGGACGGUCCACCGUCACUCCCAUACAAGAGAUGCCUUCACUCACGCUCAGCGAGAGCGAUGUGCUCGCCGACCCGCCCAACGACAGGUAA
This is a messenger RNA of Cydia strobilella, 331 nucleotides long. RefSeq names its product kinesin-like protein Klp98A (gene Klp98A). The transcript is spliced from 2 exons. Lineage: Eukaryota; Metazoa; Arthropoda; Insecta; Lepidoptera; Tortricidae. The record is from RefSeq and is a predicted model, not a curated record. Bases 62 to 331 code for a protein of 89 amino acids.